AUGACAGCCAGGGGAAUCUGCCAGCUCGUGCAGUCCGCGGCAAGACUCUCGGAAGCAUUGCGCGACCCUCUUCGUACAGCACAGUUGGAGGCAAUUGCGCAGACGCUCGGGUCACUAACUCGCGACAUGGAACUACACAAAAACUUCUUGGAAAACUCACUGGACGUCAACCUUAAAACAAUUCGCCAACAAAGGGAGGAGUUGAACCAGCGGGAGGCAGCUCUCAUCGCCAUGACGAAAAGAGAAGAUGCCGAGGAGAAGAAGCGGAUCGGCUCACUACUUGAGGACUCUGUGCAGAGAAUAAUGUGUGACAAGUCGAUUCUCUCACAACUCCCUGAAGAAGAAGUCGGAUCUUUCGAAGAGGUUAGCAGUGCUGGGGAGGCCUAA
Messenger RNA from Lasiodiplodia theobromae, 387 nucleotides. RefSeq names its product Ubiquinol-cytochrome-c reductase cytochrome c1. Lineage: Eukaryota; Fungi; Ascomycota; Dothideomycetes; Botryosphaeriales; Botryosphaeriaceae. The record is from RefSeq and is a predicted model, not a curated record. The transcript has a single exon. The coding region runs from base 1 to 387 and encodes 128 amino acids.